This is a messenger RNA of Trichosurus vulpecula (common brushtail), 1252 nucleotides long. RefSeq lists its product as uncharacterized. The transcript is spliced from 6 exons. Lineage: Eukaryota; Metazoa; Chordata; Mammalia; Diprotodontia; Phalangeridae. The coding region runs from base 362 to 1105 and encodes 247 amino acids. The record is from RefSeq and is a predicted model, not a curated record.
CGGAAGAGAAGGGCUGAGCCUGUGAAGAAGGAUGCCGGAAAAGCGAGGAGCUAGGGGGCGGGAAAGGCCGAGCCGCGAGUAGAUUCCGCGCACGAGCACUAGGGGGCGGGGCCAGCGGGAGACAGCACACCGAAAACGAGAGGUCGGGGUAGGCCCGAAGCAAGCUGCGUCCGUCAGUACGGAAGAGGAACGGCGAUCUUGGCACAGCCACGGAGGGCUGGGGCCGAGGACCUCGACUGGGCUCAGCAGGAAAGAAGGCUGGCAAGAGGAGAACCUCGACGAGGCAGACCCCCUUCCCUGCCACCUGUCCAGGUGCCCAGAAGGCCGUUCCGGUUUUGGAGGAGCCUCCAAUACUCGGGAGAUGCCCGGAUUCCCGUCCCCUGGGGCUGCAGCCAUGGGCCCGAGCGGGGGUCUCUAUGGCUGUGACGACCCCCAGUGCUGGACGGCAGUGCUGGGCUGCUACAAGGAGGUGGUCAGAGCCAAAGAGGGCAAGUCCCGGAAACUUGUCGCUUUGGAUGCAUGGUAUCAGGAGGAACUGCCAGUUUCUAUGAGAGAGAGAAAGGAGAAAUACCUAACUCGAGAUGAAUUGGUGAAGCUGAUGGAAUGGAAGCUGACGAGAGGCAAGUUCAGACCACAACUGCAGCAUUUGGUGGCCACUAACCCGGAGGAAUUGGUAAAGAGGUGCACAGCAACAGCCUUCUCUCUGCUACCCAACGUGGAAGCUGCCAUCACAGAGCUGAGCCAGCUUAAGGCUGUGGGACCGGCCACUGCCUCUGCAAUUCUGGCAGCAGGUGCCCCAGAGACAGUAGCAUUCAUGGGAGAUGAGGCAGUGGCUGCUAUCCCUGACCUCCCGGUGCUCCAAUAUACUCUCAAACACUAUAUCCUGUAUCUGGACAAGAUCCGGGCCUGUGCUAAGAGACUGAGCCAAGUUGAUGCUUCAUCAGAGUGGACGCCUCACCAGAUAGAAAUGUGCCUCUGGACCUGGACUGUGGCCCAAAAACUGUGUCCCACAGCCCUGCCUCACUUUUCUUGGACAGCCUCCAAAGCCAAGAAAGGUGCUGAAGAUGUUAGACCGUCCAAGAAACGAAAAGCUAGUAUUCACUGAUCCUGAGUGUCUGUAUACACUCCACCUGAGAGAAAUGCAUCAAGUCACAGUAACCUGCAGCCAGAUUCCUAUCCUCUUCUUGUGACCAUGGAGGGCUCAGGGCAGAGAGUACCCACUGUCACCCAUUAAACUUGCCUUCCCUCCCAA